AUGUCGAACGAUUCCAACGUCUACUUGAAGACCGCCCGCUACGGCAAGGACUUGGUCCGUCUUAUGCGCGUUUACAAGGAAGGAAAUGUCCAGCGCUGCACUGAAUUGACUGUUCGACUCUUGUUGGAAGGUGACAUUGAGACUUCAUACACCAAGGCUGACAACUCGGUUGUUGUUACUACCGACACUUGCAAGAACACCUGCAACAUCAUUGCCAAGCGCAGCGCCAACGUGGAUAACAUUGAAGUGUACGCCCAGGAGAUCACCCGCCACGUCCUCAACCAGUACAAGCAUAUCUCCAGCGCUCACGUCAAGAUCAUCAAGCACAAGUGGACUCGCUUGCUUGUUGAUGGCAAGCCCCACCCCCACUCGUUCGUCCGUGACGGCGAGGAUAUCUCGACCACCGAAGUCGAUCACUACCGUGCCGGUGACAAGAUCUCCAUCAAGUCUGGUCUUGACAAGCUCUUGGUUUUGAAGACGACUGGCUCGGCCUUCCACGGAUUCUACAAGGAUGAGUACACCGUCUUGCCCGAGGUCUGGGACCGUAUCUUCUCCACUGCCGUCAACUGCACCUGGACCUUCGGUCCUACCUCGGCUGCCGCCUUGGCCAAGGUUGACUUCCCCGCCGUCCACGCCGGUGUUCGCAAGAUCACCACCGAUACCUUUGCCACCGACGACUCCGCUUCCGUCCAGGCCACUCUCUACUUGAUGCAAAAGCACAUCUUGGCUCAGUUCCCUGCCGUUGCCGAGGUCUACUAUGCUCUCCCCAACAAGCACUACGUUGGUGUUGACAUGAGCAAGUUCAACAUUGACAACGCUGGCAAGAACAUGGAAGUCUACCACCCCCAGGCCGAUCCCUCCGGUUUGAUCACUGCCACUCUCGCUCGCAAGCAACAGGCCAAGUUGUAA
This is a messenger RNA of Zychaea mexicana, 909 nucleotides long. RefSeq names its product urate oxidase. Gene Ontology annotation, biological process: purine nucleobase catabolic process; urate catabolic process. The record is from RefSeq and is a predicted model, not a curated record. Gene Ontology annotation, molecular function: urate oxidase activity. The transcript has 4 exons. Bases 1 to 909 code for a protein of 302 amino acids. Gene Ontology annotation, cellular component: peroxisome. Lineage: Eukaryota; Fungi; Mucoromycota; Mucoromycetes; Mucorales; Lichtheimiaceae.